GACUUUUUGACUCCCUUGUCCUUUCCUGCUGUCCAUAUGGAGUGGAAUCCUCUCGCUCGUUCGUUCCGUUCACAGACUGCAUUCACUCCCUCCCUAAGCAUUGCAGGCUCUCUCUCUCUCUCUCUCUCUCUACUUUCUCUCUCUAGAAGGGGUGUUCUGAGAUCACAGAGACAGGAUGGUGAAGGCUGUUGCUGUUCUUGGCAGUAGCGAGAGCGUCAGCGGAACUGUCUUCUUCACACAGGAAGGAAAUGGACCUACCACGGUGACUGGAAGUGUUUCUGGGCUCAGACCGGGGCUCCACGGUUUCCAUGUCCAUGCUCUCGGUGACACGACUAACGGUUGCAUGUCAACCGGACCUCAUUUUAAUCCGGCUGGGAAGGAACAUGGUGCCCCCGAGGAUGAGAAUCGCCAUGCUGGUGAUCUAGGGAACGUGGUUGCUGGUGAUGAUGGUACUGCCACUUUCUCGAUCAUCGACAAUCAGAUUCCUCUCACUGGACCAAAUUCAAUUGUUGGAAGGGCUGUUGUUGUGCAUACAGACCCUGAUGAUCUUGGCAAGGGUGGACACGAGCUUAGCAAAACAACCGGUAAUGCUGGGGGCAGACUUGCCUGUGGUAUCAUUGGGCUUCAGGGUUAGAUGAUACUUCUAUGUUUGAGAGGAGUAUAUCGGAGGCGUAUGAAUCCGUUUGGAGUACUAUGAGAGGAUCUUCCCUUCGUGUUGAAUAAAAAUAAACAGCUUCUUGUAUAAGAAAGGGUCUUCUGAUGGCGCAGUAGCACUUUUGAGCUGAGUUUACAUGUAGUUCUCCCUCUAAUAUGCACUGCACAGGCUGGGGUUCUUCUGGUUAUGCAUUUCCUUUUUGGAUGCAUGCUAACAUUGUGCAUAUUUUUCCCGCUCUC
This is a messenger RNA of Punica granatum (pomegranate), 894 nucleotides long. The record is from RefSeq and is a predicted model, not a curated record. Lineage: Eukaryota; Viridiplantae; Streptophyta; Magnoliopsida; Myrtales; Lythraceae.